Necator americanus (New World hookworm) is the source of this 960-nucleotide messenger RNA. RefSeq lists its product as uncharacterized. The transcript has 9 exons. Gene Ontology annotation, molecular function: aldose reductase (NADPH) activity. Gene Ontology annotation, cellular component: cytosol. Bases 1 to 960 code for a protein of 319 amino acids. Lineage: Eukaryota; Metazoa; Nematoda; Chromadorea; Rhabditida; Ancylostomatidae. The record is from RefSeq and is a predicted model, not a curated record.
AUGACUGUUGGAGGCCCAACGAUCACUCUUUCAAAUGGAGUGAAAAUGCCUCAAGUUGGCUUGGGAACAUGGCAAUCCUCUCCCGCCGAAGUGAAGGGAGCGGUGAAAGCGGCUAUUGAAGCUGGGUAUCGUCUUAUCGACACAGCUGCUCUCUAUCAGAACGAAGGCGCUAUCGGUGAGGUCAUUCACGAACUGAUCCAGGCCGGAAAGAUUAAGCGGGAGGACCUCUUCAUCACGACUAAGUUGUGGGUCACACAUCUUCAUCCGGAUGAUAUUGAAUCUGCAAUACGGGAAUCACUUCGUCUUCUUCAAGUCGACUACGUCGACCUUUAUAUUCCACAUAUGCCGGCUUGUUUUAAUCAUGACAUGACCGCACAGAACCAUUCAGUGAAAGUGGAAGAUGUCUGGAAAGGGUUGGAAGCUAUUUACAAGAAAGGUUUGACGAAAGCUAUUGGCCUCUCGAACUUCAGCGGUGAACAAGUCGAACGCAUCAUGAAAAUCGCUGAGAUUCCCAUCCACAAUUUGCAGGUUGAACUACAUCUCUACUGGCCUCAACAUGAAUUGCAUGAAAUUUGCAAGAAACACAAUAUCUCCAUCACUUCUUAUGCUACCUUAGGAUCGCCAGGACGUGUUAACUUCAAACUUCCUAGUGGAGCAAAAAUGGAAUGGGCUCCCGCUCCAGCCGAUAUGGAUGACCCGAAUGUCAAAAAGCUGGCCGAGAAGUACAAGAAAACUCCGGCUCAGAUCCUGUUGCGUUAUGUUAUGGACAGAAACAUUGCUGUGAUCCCUAAAUCCGUAAAUCCUUCAAGGAUCGUGGAGAAUUUCCAGGUUUUUGACUUCAAAUUGACCCCGGAUGAAAUCAAAGAGCUCGAGACGACACCUCAUCGUCAAAGACUUUUCAUGCAAAAUUUCAUGGAAGGGCACCCAGAGGAUCCAUUCGCAUCGGAGAGGAAACACUGA